AUGAAAUGUAAUUAUUUAGUCAACAGUCCAAGCAGGAAGGGAGAGAAUCACCUGAAGCCCACAACAACACAAGAGCUAUGGGAGGACCGGAAGUUCCUAAACACGUUCUUUCAUUACUUUGUCUUGUCGGAACGAGCGAUUUUAGUACAAGUUUGUCGCGUAUGGAAAGAAGUGAUAUACCAGCCCAAGUACUGGCGUAAUGCACUGCCUGUGUUAUCUUGUCGAGAACUCCGUCGCUGCUCCGAUCCAUCCAGGCGGAGGAUUUAUCGUAGCUGGGAGAAGCGAGGAGUGGAUUCUCUUGGAUUGUUUGAACUCUCUGAUCCUGAUAUUGUGGACUUGAUUUACAACUGGCCACUGGGUAACUUGCGACAUCUAGCAGUUCGUUGGUCAAACAUUUCGAAUGAAGGGAUGAAAACUCUGCUGACCAGUUUCAGGUCAUUGAGGCAGUUGGAAUUAGUUGGAUGUAAUGACGUCACAGAUGAUGGGUUGUGGUCGAGUCUUUGCCCAAGAAUUGUAUCUGUAACCGUAGCAGACUGUGUCCACGUGGCCGAUCAUAGUGUGGCAGCUGUCUUACGACUUCUUCCUUCCUUAUACGAGUUCAACCUGCAGUCAUACCACGUUACUGACAGUGCUCUGGCCUUCUUCGGCCACCAGCGACCACCUACACUGACUGUCUUGAGGCUUCACUCCUGCUGGAAACUAACUGACCAAGGAGUAGAAAACCUUGUCCACUCAAUACCCACACUGGCCGAUCUGUCCCUGUCAGGAUGUUGUGGGAUUACAGACCGUGGAGUAGCAUUAAUAGCCACUCAUCUACGAAACCUGCGUUCUCUCGAUCUCUCGUGGUGUCCUAAGGUCACCGACGUGGCUGUACAGUACUUGGUACGGGGUCUCACAUUCCUGGAGGAGCUCAUACUGGACAGGUGCUCUGGUAUCACAGACACAGGAAUUGGUUACAUAUCCACAAUGACCAACCUCAACGCCCUCUACCUCAGAUGGUGUCCUCGUGUGCAUGACGCUGGUCUUCGACAGUUGUGUAGGUUGCGGAACCUUCUGAUACUCUCGCUGGCAGGUUGCCAGUUACUAACGGAAGAGGGAUUUUCUUCACUCGUUCAGCUGUAUCAUCUAGAAGAAUUAGAACUGACAAACUGUCCAGGAAUAUCACCAGAAUUGUUGAAAUACUUACACGAUCAACUUCCUAAAUGUUUGAUAGUAGACUGAGAUUGUUGGAUCUAGUUACGCCCUCUAGCAAAAUUUAGUGUUAUACUAAUGUUUUGAAGUACAUUCUGGACAUUUUUGUCU
Messenger RNA from Limulus polyphemus (Atlantic horseshoe crab), 1302 nucleotides. Its product is annotated as F-box/LRR-repeat protein 16-like. Bases 1 to 1221 code for a protein of 406 amino acids. Lineage: Eukaryota; Metazoa; Arthropoda; Merostomata; Xiphosura; Limulidae. The record is from RefSeq and is a predicted model, not a curated record. Gene Ontology annotation, molecular function: protein binding. The transcript is spliced from 3 exons.